AUGGGCAAGAAACGACCCCAUUCUGACGGCGAGCCCUCGGGACAUGGUGUUGAGGAUGGGGCGAGGAAACGGCCUCGGAUCAAACGCCCGCACAAAUCGAAAACCGCUGCCGCAAACACGGACAGUCUCAGUGCCAUCAAGAAGCGCGCCAGGGCAAUCGAGAGACUGCUUGCCCGGGACAACCUGAAGCUCCCAGCAAACAAGCAGAAUGACCUGGAACGAGAAUUGGUAGCACACAAACAGCGCAUCGAGGAUAUACGGUUCAAGAAGGAGAGGAGCAAGAUGAUCGCGAAGUACCACAUGGUCAGGUUCUUUGAACGGAAAAAGGCGACGCGCUUUGCGAAGCAGCUCGAAAAAAAGGCGGCCCAAGCUACCGACCCGGAGGAGGUGGCUCAGCUCAAAGCGGACCUCCACGUUGCUCAAGUCGACAUUGACUAUGCCAGAUACUUUCCCUUCAUGGAGCCCUACGUCAGCCUGUAUGCCGCUGCCGCGGCAGGAGAGAAGGAGGCGGCCAAUACAGCCGCACACUAUCUGCGCACCUCGCGGCCACCCAUGUGGGCUGUUAUCGAGAAGACCAGGGAGGAGGGUCAGGCGGCACUGGAGAGGCUGCAGAACCGGCGACCACAGACCAGUUCGAACUCCGAAACCACUCCCAAGCCGGUAGAACGCACUGUGUCGGCCAAACAGUCAUCGUCGAAGAAGACCAAGGGGACGCCGAAAUUGAAGUCGAAGACGUCAGCCAGGGGCAAGCCAAAUAAGACAGAGGAGGAACAGACGGACUCGGACUCGGACUCGGACGACAGCGAUGGCGGCGGGUUUUUUGAGGAGGACUAA
Parathielavia appendiculata is the source of this 834-nucleotide messenger RNA. RefSeq lists its product as uncharacterized. Gene Ontology annotation, biological process: maturation of SSU-rRNA from tricistronic rRNA transcript (SSU-rRNA, 5.8S rRNA, LSU-rRNA). Gene Ontology annotation, cellular component: preribosome, small subunit precursor; nucleolus. The record is from RefSeq and is a predicted model, not a curated record. NCBI's taxonomy places the organism in Eukaryota, Fungi, Ascomycota, Sordariomycetes, Sordariales, Chaetomiaceae. The transcript has 2 exons. The coding region runs from base 1 to 834 and encodes 277 amino acids.